AUGAAGACAAAUGUUCGCUUCCUCAUUUUCUUUUUAUAUACGAUAAAAUUAACAAUUCUGGAACUAUUAUCACAAACAAUUAUCAAAUUUGAACCAUUUGAAAUUGCUAAUAUUUUAUCUGUAAAACAUUUAAAUACAACAAAUAUUGCAUUGAUUGAUACGAAAUUUUCCAAUCAUAAUAUCAAAAUACUUAAAAAACGACAUACUCAACAACAAUUUUCCAAUGUGAAUAAUUUAUUGCAACAACGUAUUUAUGGGAAUGUUGUUCCACAG
Molecule: messenger RNA, 273 nt
Organism: Loa loa (African eye worm)
Lineage: Eukaryota; Metazoa; Nematoda; Chromadorea; Rhabditida; Onchocercidae
Exons: 1
Source: RefSeq, a predicted model, not a curated record